GCUGAUGGAUCUAACGUCAUUUGGGCUUUAGGCUCAAAUGUAAAUAAAGAAGAAAUAUAAAAUAAAGACAAUUAUAUAUCAGAAAGAGAGGAAGAAUAUGGUGUGGAGUUCUACUAGUUCGAUUGAGUAGUGUCAAUCUUUAGUUUAAUGGAAUAAAUAACGUAAAAUAAACGUAUAAAUCAUAGAAAAAUAGCAUUUAAUAAUGGAUUUUGAAAGUCCAGAUGUAGAGAAAGAAUUUCCUGGACUCUAUGCAUCAGAAUCUGCAAGAAAAAGUAAUGAAAGUGAUUUCAGCGACGAAGGAGUUCAUGAUAAACAUUCGAAAAAAGAAUUAUUAGGUGGAAAAAAGAAAGAUAAAAAGGAUAGAAAAGAUCGAGGUUAUGCUACUCUAGAAGGCGAGAGUUCACCCGAUGAAGAUCAAGAGACUAAAAGCCCUUCGAAGAGUAAAAAAACAAAAACUUUCAAGUUUCCAUCAAAGAAACGAGAAAAAUCUAGAGAAAAAGAUGGAAAAGACAAAGAAACUGAUAAAGACAAAGAGAAAAAGAAACGUGAUAAAGAUGAAAAACAUAAAGAUGAUAAAGAAGAUAAAGAUAAACGAAAAGAAAAAGACCGGGAUAAAGAUAAGGAUAAAAUUAAGAUUAAAUUGAAAGAAAAAAAGAAAGGUAAACAUGUGGAAGAGGGCAUUGAUAUUGGAGAAGCUCAACCAAUUUUUGGAGUCAGCCUUCAUCUUGCUGUUGAGAGAAGUCGAUGUCAUGAUGGAGUAGAGCUACCUUUAGUUGUUCGUAACUGUAUCGAUUAUUUAGAGGAAUUUGGUAUGACUACCGAAGGUUUAUAUAAAGUUCCAGGUGUUAAAUCGAAAGUUCAACAUCUGAAAAAGCUUUACAAUCAACGAGAAACAGUGAAUAUUUUUGAGUUUGAUCCAACUAUUGCUACAAGUCUUUUAGUUUUAUUUUUCAAAGAAUUACCAGAGCCAGUACUGGAUAGUAGUGAGAUGGUAUCAAAAUUUGAACAAGCAGCAUCAACAAAAGAUGUAGCACAAAGAGAAUAUCAGCUAUCUCAGUUAGUUCUUCAACUUCCAGAGUGCAAUCAAACACUUUUAGCGUGGGUUACAUUGCAUUUAGAUCACGUAACGAGUAGAGAAAAAACAACCAAGAUGAAUGCGCAAGCAAUUGCGAUGACAUUGAGUCCAGUUUUGCAAAUGAGUCAUAGACUGCUUUUGGCGCUUUUAUGCCACUGUAAAGCUCUGUUUCCAGAACUUAAAUUAACAAAAUAUAUUCCUCCAUUACCUUCAGGUAGUACCAACUUGCCUGAUGAUGUUGAUAGCAUUGCUAGAGAGUUAGCCAAACAAGAAUCACUCUUAUCUCAAAUUCAUAUGCAAAUGAAUGAUGGAUUUGUUACUAAAGCAAGAGAAGAACAAUUAUGGGAAGUGCAGAGACUUAUUACUCAGUUAAAACGAAAAUAUAAGACUGUACAAAAACUUGAAGGACAAGCGCAAAAAAGUUUAGAUGAAGAAGUUAAAGGUAACGACGAAAAUCAAGUAAUUGAUCAAUCAAGACGUCUAUCAGGUUCAAUCGCCAAAUCAGAUAAUGUAAAAAAUAUUGAAGAAAUGAAAGUAAAACCAGAAAAGCAUGAUUUACAUAUUGAUGGAAGUGAUAAAAAAUCAUUCACAACUGGCAAAGAUAAUGUUGAUGGAUUAGAUAUUAGUUCUGAAAUAAAAGCUGAAGAAUCUGAAAAUAAACCACUAGAAAAAGAAGAUUCAAUGGAAAGAUUAAGAGAAAGUUUAAUUUAUGAAGAAUUAAUUAAUAUGGAAGCAUUACUAAGAACGCGAAUUAUGCAAGAAAAAAAUGAAAUAAAACGAUUGAAUGACUUAAUUUUUGAAAAAGGAUCUGAAACAUUGAGGCCAAAAGAAACACGAAUUUAUUCACCAAAUGAAGCAGAAAUUACAGCAAUGAUUCAAUUAGCUAAAGAAAAUCAACUACUUGAGAAAAAAAUGAUGACACUCAUAAAAAGUAUUAUAGAAGAAAAAGAUGCUUGUGUAGAGUUAAGAGUUCAACUAGCUAUUCAUCAACUAAUGGCGCAAAAAAAUGUUUAAAGAGUUCAUUCAAAUAUUUGCAUUUUCGUGUGUAUAUUAUGAAUGCUAAUCAAUGUUAAUAAUAGACUAAUUAUUUAAAUUGCAAUAAACCUAAUUUUUGUAUAAAAGACUAA
Molecule: messenger RNA, 2202 nt
Organism: Chelonus insularis
Lineage: Eukaryota; Metazoa; Arthropoda; Insecta; Hymenoptera; Braconidae
Gene: Rlip
Product: Ral interacting protein
Exons: 7
Coding region: 203-2089 (628 amino acids)
Biological process (GO): small GTPase-mediated signal transduction
Molecular function (GO): GTPase activator activity; small GTPase binding
Source: RefSeq, a predicted model, not a curated record